Messenger RNA from Oncorhynchus keta (chum salmon), 4807 nucleotides. RefSeq names its product proteoglycan 4. Gene Ontology annotation, cellular component: intermediate filament; cytoplasm; axon. Gene Ontology annotation, biological process: neurofilament bundle assembly. Bases 131 to 4807 code for a protein of 1558 amino acids. The record is from RefSeq and is a predicted model, not a curated record. NCBI's taxonomy places the organism in Eukaryota, Metazoa, Chordata, Actinopteri, Salmoniformes, Salmonidae. Gene Ontology annotation, molecular function: structural constituent of cytoskeleton. The transcript has 3 exons.
CUACAGCUGAUUCAAUACAUUUUCAGCACUAUGGACAGUUCCAUUUUGCAGCGCGAGCAGACAGCGGGGGUAUAAAAGAUAGGAGCAGCGCUACUUAGCCUACCAACACCGCUAAGACAACUGAGGCAACAUGAGCCACCAAAUUGAGAAUCGGUCGGGUUCUCCACAAAGAGCUCAAGAUGACUAUUCCCGCUAUCAACACAAACUGACCGGAUCCCCCUCGGCGUCCAGGACCGUUAUAGGUUUUGGGUCGGCUACCGCAUUUAUGAACAGAGGAUAUGCGACGACGCCGAAGAGCGAAUUCGGAUCGGUUCCGAGAUCGGAUAUCUUUUUAGAUUUAUCAAACACGUUUACCGGGGUGUUGACGAAAAUUAAUGAGAAAGAACUGCUCCAUGGGCUGAACGGCCGUUUCACCGGGUUCAUCGAGAAGGUGCGUCAUUUGGAGCACCAAAAUGAAUUGCUCGAGAGGGAAAUCGAGGAAAUCAAACAGAAGGCACAGUCACCCGCAUCUCUGGCACAGGAGCACGAGUUGGAGCUUAUGGAUCUGAGGAAACUAGUGCAUGACAUCACCCUUCAGAAGCGUCAGAUCGUGAUAGAACAUCAGAACCUGGAGGAAGACUUCCUCACCUUGAGAGACAAAUACGACCAGGAGGCUCGUGAACGCUCGGAUGCAGAGAAAGGCAUCCUGGUGCUGAAAAAGGACGCCAACAACGCAUACCUGGCAAAACUUCAGCUGGACAAGAAAGCGCAAUCUCUGGUGGACGAGAUUCACUUCCUGAAGAAAAACCAUGAGGACGAGGUGUUGGAGAUGGUGGCCCAGAUCUACGAGUCUCAGGUGACGGUCGAGGGGCAUGCCUUUGCAAAACCCGAUAUCACUGCGGCUCUCCGGGACAUCCGUGCAGAGUUGGAAAGUCACGCCGCCUCCGACAUCCUUGAGGUCGAGGAGAGUUUCCGUGUCCAGUUCACAAAGUUGACAAAAGCGGCAGAGAGCAACAGAAAGGCGCUGAAGGCAACACAGCAGGAGAUCCAGGAGAACAGGAGGCGCUUCCAAGGGAAGAACAUUGAACUGGACUGCGCGAAAGGAACGAGAGAGGCCCUGGAAAAACAACGACAUGAGCUGGAGGAGCGUCACUAUUCCGAAAUGAUUAAUUACCAGGACACUGUCAGGCAGCUUGAGAAUGAGCUGACUAAUGCUAAACUAGACAUGUCUGGCCACCUGAGAGAGUACCAGGACCUGCUGAAUGUCAAAAUGGCUUUGGAUGUGGAGAUUCUCUCUUACAGGAAACUCCUGGAGGGUGAGGAGUUCCAUCUGUCCACCAUCUCUGACACCCACAUCUCCAUGCCCUACAUCUACCGCCAGUCCCCUGUCUACACCCUGUCUUCCCUGGCCCGGCAGGGAGGGCCCACACGCAGGUCUGAGCCCCAGUACAAGUUUGUAGAGGAGAUCAUCACUGAGACCACCAGAGAGGUGGAGUCCGAGUUUGAGGAGACAGGCUCUGAGGAGACAGGAGAGGGAGAGAAGGAGGGAGAGGAGAGUGACAAAGCUGAGAGGAGGGGUAAGGAAGAGGAGGAUGAGGAGAAAGUGGAAGAUGUAGGUAAAGUGGAUCUUAAAGUGGAUGCCCCAGAGAAAGAGGGGGAACAGGAGGAAGAGUCUAAGGGCCAGCAGAUAGAAACAUCAGCAGAGGUUGAGGUAAAUGGAGAUGGAGUUAACACUAGCAAGGGAGAAAAUGGAGAGGAAAGAGAUGACAAAGGAGAGGAGGACAUUGACACAGGUGACAAUACACAAAGUGAAGUCAAAUCAGAUAAGGCCACCAGUGAGGAAGAGAAGGAAAAACUGGACACAGAGAUAGACGGUGAGAUAAAAGAUGUGGGGGAGCCAUUAGAAAACGAUAACACCCCAAAACAUGACAAGUCCCUGCCAGAGGUUCCCAUGAAGUGUGACAUUUCCAUAGAACCCAAAACGUCAGAGUCAGAGGAUAUUCAAACAGAAAGUUCAAUAAAGGGUGAACCACAGGUCCCCACAGAGGACAUCUCCAAAGAGCCCAAAAAGGUGUCAGAGGAGAGCAAAAAAGAAAGCCCACCAAAAGAGAAAAAAGAGGUAGAUCUGAAAGAGCAGAGCGCCCUAGCACUGGAGCAGAAGCCUGAUCAGAAGGUGCACAGAGAAUCAGACCAACUUCAAGAGGCAGAGAGUGCUGUGGCAACACAAGAAGAGGAUCUCCCUGAGCCCACAGAGAAGGACAUGACAUCCCAUGAUAUCACUGCUGAGCUGAAAAACAGCUCCACCAAGGAGACAUGGGGACAGGUGAAGUCACCAGAUGAUUCUGGUGUAAAAACUACACAGGAUGACAAAACGGUAGGAGGUAGAAUUUCAGCCAGACUUCCCAGCACAACAACUGAGUGUGAGGAAGAGCCUGUGCCACAGACCCCUGAAAAGGAGGUGGGUCUGACAGAGCCAAAAAUGAGCAGCAAUGAUGAUGGUGUAAAAUCUGUUGAGCAGAAUGAAUCUAAUGGCAGUGAAAAUUUCACAAAUGAUAUCAUAACAGCUGAGGAAAAAGUGAAAGAAUCUGAUACAUCCUCUAAACUAGACACAACUAUCUCCCCUAAAGAGGAAACAACCCCACAACCAGAGCCAACCGUCACCCCCAAAGAAGAAACAUCCCCAAAAAUGGACCCAAUGGUCACCCCCAAGAACGAGACAUCACCUAAACCAGACCCCACAGUCACCCCUAAAGAAGAAACAUCACAAUCAGACCCAACCAUUACCCUUAAAGAAGAACCAUCCCCUAAAUCAGAAUCAGCACUCACCCCUAAAGAAACUUUCCCCAAACCAGCCCCAACUAUCACCCCCAAAGAGACCUCCCCUAAACCAGAAACAACCACCACCCCUAAAGAAGGAACUUCCCCAAAUCCAGAACCAGCAAUCACACCUAAAGAGCCUUCCCCAAAACCAGCCUCAAUCAUCACCCCUAUAGAAAAAACUUCCCAAAAACUAGAGCCAGCAGUCACCCCUAAAGAAGAAUCUACCCCCAAACCAGAAUCAACCAUCACCCCAAAAUAUGAAAUAUCCCCUAAACCAGCCCCAACCGUCACCCCUAAAGAAGAAACAUGCCCAAAACCAGACCCAACCGUCACCCCUAAAGAAGAAACAUGCCCAAAACCAGACCCAACCGUCACCCCUAAAGAAGAAACAUGCCCAAAACCAGACCCAACCGUUACCCCUAAAGAAGAAACAUGCCCAAAACCAGACCCAACCGUCACCCCUAAAGAAGAAACAAGCCCAAAACCAGACCCAACCGUUACCCCUAAAGAAGAAACAUGCCCAAAACCAGACCCAACAGUCACCCCGAAAGAAGAAACAAGCCCAAAACCAGACCCAACCGUCACCCCUAAAGAAGGAACUUCCCCAAAAUCAGCCUCAAACGUCACCACUAAAGAGGAAACCUCCCCUAAACCAGAAUCAACCAUCACCCCAAAAUAUGAAAUAUCCCCUAAACCAGCCCUAACCGUCACCCCCAAAGAAGAAACAUCCCCAAAAAUGGACCCAAUGGUCACCCCCAAGGAUGAGACAUCACCUAAACCAGACCCCACAGUCACCCAUAAAGAAGAAACAUCACAACCAGACCCAACCAUUACCCCUAAAGAAGAACCAUCCCCUAAACCAGAACCAGCAGUCACCCCUAAAGAAACUUUCCCCAAACCAGCCCCAACUAUCACCCCCAAAGAGACCUUCCCUAAACCAGAAACAACCACCACCCCUAAAGAAGAAACUUCCCCCAAACCAGAAUCAACCAUCACUCCAAAAUAUGAAAUAUCCCCUAAAGAAGAAACAUCCCCAAAACCAGAAGUCACCCCUAAAGAAGGAACUUCCCCAAAACCAGAAGUCACCCCUAAAGAAGGAACUUCCCCAAACAUCACCACUAAAGAAGGAACUUCCCCAAAACCAGAAGUCACCCCUAAAGAAGAAACAUCCCCAAAACCAGAAGUCACCCCUAAAGAAGGAACAUCCCCAAAACCAACCCCAAACAUCACCCCUAAAGAAGAAACUUCACCAAAACCAACCCCAAACAUCACCCCUAAAGAAGGAACUUCCCCAAAAUCGGCCUCAAACGUCACCACUAAAGAGGAAACCUCCCCUAAACCAGAAUCAACCAUCACCCCAAAAUAUGAAAUAUCCCCUAAACCAGCCCCAACCAUUACCCCUAAAGAAGAAACAUCCCCUAAACCGGCCCCAACCAUCAAACCUACCGAGAUCACCCCUAAAGAUGAAAUAUCCCCUAUAUCAAACUUAAUCAUUACCCCAGAAUCAACGACCACCCCUACAGAGAGUGAAAUGAUCAGCAGUGGAGGCAAAGCUGAGACUGCCACACCACCAGAGAAACAGGUGUCUUCCGUUGCAAAGAGCAAGGACUCACACAGAGAGGCGCCAGAGAGCAGCACAACUCAGGAGAAACCAGAGGAAAGUACGGAUAAAGAGCCUGAGAAGGUUACGGAUCCAAACGAUGAAACCCCAAAGACAGAGAACGUGAAGACCAAGGCCUCUGAGGAAAAACCUGAACAUGUGGAGAUAUCUAUUACAAAGACAUCGCCAGUGAAAGAACAGGAUGUAUCAACCAUGGGUUUGAAAGAGAAAACUGUUGACGGGAAGACAACAGAAGGGGCACAAUCUAAAAUAGAUGAGAAAGGCUUUACAAGAGGUGAUGAAGACAGCAAAGAUGACAAAACUGCAAAGACACCAACAGGGCAAGCUGCUCAGCCAAUUGCAGAAAAGCAAGCUAAACCUAAAACCUGGGACUUAACCUCUUUUUAG